CUAAAAUGUCAAAUUGACAGCUGCUAUUAACUCGAAGUUUCGUAUAUUUCUUUCUUUUUCUGAUCGUCGUGCCGAAGCACUCGGUUGAAAAAUGGUUAACGGACGCAUACCGUCUGUCUUCUCGAAGACUUAUGUGACACCACGUCGCCCUUAUGAAAAGGCACGUCUAGAUCAGGAGUUAAAAAUCAUUGGUGAAUAUGGUUUGCGCAAUAAGCGUGAGGUUUGGCGCGUGAAAUAUGCUUUGGCCAAAAUCCGUAAAGCUGCUCGUGAGUUAUUGACUCUAGAUGAAAAAGACGAAAAGAGGUUGUUCCAAGGUAAUGCUUUGCUGCGUCGCUUGGUACGCAUUGGCGUAUUGGAUGAGUCGCGCAUGAAGCUCGAUUACGUUUUGGGUCUGAAAAUUGAGGACUUCUUGGAGCGUCGCUUGCAAACUCAGGUCUUCAAAUUGGGAUUGGCCAAGUCAAUCCAUCAUGCACGUGUUCUUAUCCGUCAAAGACACAUUCGAGUUCGCAGACAAGUGGUAAACAUCCCAUCGUUUGUUGUGCGUUUGGACUCGCAGAAGCACAUUGACUUCUCGUUGAAAUCACCCUUCGGUGGUGGCCGCCCAGGUCGCGUGAAGAGGAAGAACUUGAAGAAGAACCAAGGUGGCAGUGUUGCUGUUGCUGAAGAGGAAGAAGAUUAAACAGUUCUAUUUUAUUUAAGUCAACAAAUAAUUCUUGAAAGAAGUAGGACAAUGUUUAAUAAAGUGUUUUUCUUAUUUUAAACAAACAGAAA
Messenger RNA from Anastrepha obliqua, 771 nucleotides. RefSeq names its product 40S ribosomal protein S9 (gene RpS9). Gene Ontology annotation, molecular function: rRNA binding; structural constituent of ribosome. Bases 92 to 679 code for a protein of 195 amino acids. The record is from RefSeq and is a predicted model, not a curated record. Gene Ontology annotation, biological process: positive regulation of translational fidelity; translation. Gene Ontology annotation, cellular component: cytosolic small ribosomal subunit. Lineage: Eukaryota; Metazoa; Arthropoda; Insecta; Diptera; Tephritidae. The transcript is spliced from 4 exons.